Molecule: messenger RNA, 996 nt
Organism: Spodoptera littoralis (African cotton leafworm)
Lineage: Eukaryota; Metazoa; Arthropoda; Insecta; Lepidoptera; Noctuidae
Source: the annotation of a GenBank genome assembly
AUGAAGUGCUUAUUGCUGCUCUUUUUCGUCAUAACAGCAUGUGCUGGAGGCGUCCUCAAAGACCCUAUACAGGGUUACAAAGAAAGUGACAGACAUAUCCUCAUGGCAGGAGAUGGCGACGACUCACUUCACCUUGUUGAUACUGAGGAGCCAGCUGAUACUGAAUUUAUUGAAGAGUAUACUAGAAAUCCCGCUAACAAUGCGUAUUGGCUUUUUACCAGGUCUAACCCUACUUCACGUCAAGUCUUAGUGCAGGGAAAUUCAGGUUCGGUAACGAACUCGAACUUCCAUUUUGGAAAAACCACAGUAUUUCUUGCUCAUGGCUGGAAUGGCAACGGUGGAAACGAAAUGAAUAGAAUGCUCACUCAAGCAUUUUUACAGAACGGCGAUGUCAAUGUCAUAGUUCUCGAUUGGAAUCAAUUGGCAAACAGAGGUUAUACUACAGCCAAAGGAGGAACUGCUGAAGUAGGAAGAGGACUCGGUCGAUUUAUAGUCUGGCUCGUUGGAUUGGGAAUGUCCUACGAUAGAGUACACUUAGUAGGAUUCAGUCUUGGUGGUCACCUUGUUGGAAACGCAGGCAGAGAAACGGGCUCUAGAGUCAGGAGGAUCACAGCUUUGGAUCCCGCUGGUCCUCUUUGGGAUUCUGACCGCAACCGUAUAGUACGGACCGAUGGCCGUUACGUAGAAGUAAUUCACACAGAAACAACAAUGACUGGAUUUAGCGGUUUGUGUGGUGACGCUGAUUUUUAUCCUAAUGGAGGAUCAAACAUGCCUGGCUGCUUGGUCACUGCACUUUCAUGUUCUCAUGGUCGUGCCUACGAAUACAUGGCUAGCAGUGUAAGAUACAACCACCUCCUAGCUAACCAAUGUGGAAGUCUUAGUGACGCUACUCGUGAUAGAUGUACAGGUUCUCUUAACCCCAUGGGUAACAGCGAUCUCAAUAAAUCACGAGCUGGAAUAUUCAGAGUCAACACAGGCCGGAACUACCCAUACUGA